This is a messenger RNA of Corticium candelabrum, 842 nucleotides long. RefSeq lists its product as uncharacterized. The record is from RefSeq and is a predicted model, not a curated record. The coding region runs from base 140 to 703 and encodes 187 amino acids. The transcript has a single exon. NCBI's taxonomy places the organism in Eukaryota, Metazoa, Porifera, Homoscleromorpha, Homosclerophorida, Plakinidae.
GCUAGAAAGGUUUCAUCGCCAUUUGAAGUCUGCCUUGCGAGCACGCCUCACUGGCCCCAACUGGGUGCGGGAGCUACCUUGGGUACUUCUGGGAAUUAGAACAGCGCCUAAAGAAGACUUGGGAUGUUCCUCCGCGGAAAUGGUGUAUGGCUCCACUCUUACAGUGCCUGGAGAAUUUAUCCCUGGCUUUGCUGACACACUCUCUGACACCAGUUUACAUCUCCGUCAACUGCGCGACCAAGUACGCUCACUCAUCCCAGUUCCGACAUCUCAGCACGGCACCGCACCUACGUCUGUUCCUCACAAUCUGCUGCAGGCCAAAUUCGUUUUCAUUCGUCGUGACGCUCAUCGCACUCCUCUCCAACUGCCCUAUGAAGGCCCUUUCAAAGUCAUACAUUCUGGCCCCAAAACCUUCCAGGUAGACAUUGGAGGCAAGAGCGAAAUAAUCACAGUAGACCGACUCAAGCCAGCUCACAUGGACCUGGAACAUCCCGUCAAAGUAGCUGAGCCCAGACGUCGUGGACGACCGCCUAAGCAUCCACCAUCUUCGCCUGAUUAUGUACUUCGGAACAAAACCUCUAACGGCGUUCAACCGCAGAGCACCCGUUCAGGUCGUCAAGUCAAGGUCCCACUGCGUUACAUCUCGGUUCUGGGGGAGAGUGGUGUAGCGGACGGAAGCCGUAUAAUUUGUACACCUCACUAAUUAGCUAGUGUGUUGCGAACCUCGUGACUUUUGUGUCAUUUUUUUUACCGGCUCUGACCAGUUGUGUUUUUUCGUUGUGUCAAGUAGUUAGCCUUUUGCUACAGCUUCUUAUUUAUUACCCACAUCAUACCAUUCUGUC